ACAAUAUAAUCUUAUUUCCUCACACACCACCUAAAGAGAGAUAGAGAACGGUGUUUGUUACCGCUUUUAGGAGAGAGAAAGUUGGUUUCUUUAUUUAGAAGUUUGGAUAGAGAGAGAGAGAGAGAAACAAAGAGAGUUUCGGGGAUGAUGAGUCUGAGAAGAGGAGGAGAGAGACAAGACUCGCCGGCGCCGUACAACGUUGUUCAUAAGCUGCCUCACGGUGACAGUCCUUAUGUCCGAGCGAAGCAUGUUCAGCUUGUGGAGAAAGAUGCGGAAGCAGCGAUAGAGUUGUUUUGGAAAGCGAUUAAAGCGAGAGACAGAGUGGACAGUGCUCUUAAAGACAUGGCGUUGCUAAUGAAACAACAGAACAGGGCAGAGGAAGCUAUUGAAGCUAUUCAGUCUUUCAGAGAUCUUUGUUCUAGACAAGCUCAAGAAUCACUCGACAAUGUCCUCAUCGAUCUCUUCAAGAAAUGUGGGAGAAUAGAAGAGCAAGUUGAGCUGUUGAAGCAAAAGCUUUGGAUGAUAUAUCAAGGAGAAGCAUUCAAUGGCAAGCCAACAAAGACAGCGAGAUCUCAUGGGAAGAAAUUCCAGGUCACGGUCGAGAAGGAAACCUCUAGGAUCUUGGGAAACUUGGGAUGGGCUUACAUGCAGCUAAGAGACUAUACAGCGGCUGAAACCGUGUACCGUAAAGCUCAGGUGAUAGAGCCAGAUGCAAACAAGGCUUGUAACUUAUGCACAUGUCUCAUCAAGCAAGGCAAGCACAAUGAGGCGAGAUCGAUUCUCCUUCGAGAUGUGUUACAGGAGAACAAACAAGGGUUUGUUGAUUCGAGGUUGAAGGUUCGAGUUCAAGAGCUGUUGAGUGAGCUAGAUUCACGUGAAGAAGAAGCAGCUGUUUUCGCUUCUGUGUCUGUGGAAUGUGAAGUUGGUAUGGAUGAGAUCGCUGUUGUCGAAGGGCUUGAUGAAUUUGUCAAGGAAUGGAGGAGGCCUUAUAGGACGAGAAGACUUCCGAUUUUCGAAGAGAUCUUACCACUGAGAGAUCAAUUGGCUUGUUGAUGAUUCUCUUGUGUUUGGAUCGAUGCUUUUCAUACUGAAUAGGAACUUUUUGGUGUAGAACAAAUGUAGUUUACUUCUUGUAAGCUGUUUUUUUUGGUGUAUCUUAUAUCAAAUAUUUGAUGGUUUUCAUUGAUAUAGAAAUACUAACAAAUAAAGGGUCAAUUUUGUUA
Messenger RNA from Eutrema salsugineum, 1223 nucleotides. RefSeq names its product protein SULFUR DEFICIENCY-INDUCED 2. Lineage: Eukaryota; Viridiplantae; Streptophyta; Magnoliopsida; Brassicales; Brassicaceae. Bases 145 to 1053 code for a protein of 302 amino acids. Gene Ontology annotation, molecular function: protein binding. The record is from RefSeq and is a predicted model, not a curated record. The transcript has 4 exons.